This is a messenger RNA of Clupea harengus (Atlantic herring), 1412 nucleotides long. Its product is annotated as myozenin-2. Gene Ontology annotation, molecular function: telethonin binding; actin binding; FATZ binding. Bases 1 to 624 code for a protein of 207 amino acids. Gene Ontology annotation, cellular component: Z disc; actin cytoskeleton. The record is from RefSeq and is a predicted model, not a curated record. Lineage: Eukaryota; Metazoa; Chordata; Actinopteri; Clupeiformes; Clupeidae. The transcript has 4 exons.
AUGGCAGUUCCUUAUCCCGACCUGGAGAGGCUGAGGAGACAAAACAUUUUGAACGCAAGCUCAGCUGUUCAAGGAGAGGAACUUGACCUAGGGAAGAAGAUCAGCAUUCCUCAAGACGUAAUGAUGGAGGAACUGAAACUGAUGUCUAACAGAGGCUCCAGAAUGUUUCACGAGCGGCUGAAGCGGGUUGAAAGGUUCACCGUGGAAAACGCAAACACACAGACUUGUUCUGAGCAGGAUGGUGCUCCGAGCAAAACAGGCCCAUAUGGUGACAAGGAGAACUGCAGCAGCCAGAUCGGCACCACUCAGCCGGGGAAGGACAGUCUGGUGAGCACACUGAAACAGACAGUAGCCAGGAAAGGAAACCCCAGUGUUCUUGCUCCAGGUUACUCGGGGCCGUUAACCGAGGUCCCCCACGAGAGGUUCAACGUCACCAUCAUCCCCAAGUCCUACUGCUCACCGUGGCGACAAGAGCGCAGGGACUGUGACACUGUGGUGGCAUCCAUCAGCGCCAACCUCCCCGAGCCGCCAUUCAAGCUCACACCGGCCAACUACAAAUGCUUCAACAGGUUAGUAUGCCAUUCAAGCUCACACCGGCCAACUACAAAUGCUUCAACAGGUUAGUAUGCCAUUCAAGCUCACACCGGCCAACUACAAAUGCUUCAACAGGUUAGUAUGCCAUUCAAGCUCACACCGGCCAACUACAAAUGCUUCAACAGGUUAGUACGCCUCAAGCUGUGCAGGCAAGUGUGCAUCCGGCCGUGGAAGUGGCUAGAGAGAGGGAGGCAGGGAGCUGUUGUUCUGCCACCCUUUGGAGGAGCCAGUGACCAGAAUAGUGAAGUCCGAGCCAGACUCUUAAGGACCUACUCGAAUCAAGGCACAGGGAUUGUAAGACGAUACUAUUCCAAAGCAAACAGUAUAUUUCACAAAAAAAGGCGUGAAACCCUAUGAUAAUAUUGCUUGGCCACAAGUUAACUUCUACUACUUUUUCACAAUCAUAAAAAAGGAUUCGAGAUCAUUAGAUUUAAUGGCUGCACCUGACAUUGGGCCUACUCAUUAGAACUGAGAUGAUAUGACAACCUUAUUAAAAGUUGACCACUAUUCACAUACAAUCAUUACAUUCUACUGCUGGUUUAAAACACCUCUUACCAUCAUUUUCAGCUUAUCCUCUCAGUUUUUUUCCUUGAGACUUUGGCUGCUUACACUCAAUAAAAGCCCACCCAAUAAAGCUAUCGGGAUCACUGAGAUGGUAACUAGGGAAGGCUUUCUGUCUGUUUCCCUUAGGGCUCCGACGCCUUUUGGAGGGACGGCAGGUAGUGUAAGGACAUUUCCCCUGCCAGGGUUCGAGCUCAAUCAGGCAUACACAGAGUCCAGCAUGACCUGGGAGCGCAUGUGUGACCGGCCCAACUUCA